AUGCGCAUUCCAAUCCGCGAGCAGCUGGCCCUCCUCAUCUUGCUGUCGUCGCUCAUUGGCCUGGCAGUGAUAUCCAUCGCAACAUGGAUCUCCAACCACCACUACGUCCUCAGCAUCUGCAAGUCCCGCCUGGCCCUCACGGCGUCUCUCAAGGCCGGCCAGCUGGCGGCCAACCUGGCCUUGAUGCAGACCACCGCGACGUUCAUCAGCACUCGCGUCCUCAUCCAGGCGGCUCUCAACAGGUACAACGAGAAUGGCAACAACACCGCAAACAACUGGGAGGAUGCUUCUGCGGACAUGAUGGCCGCCAUAUCAGCUGGUCAGGGAUUGUUGCUCCAGACUGUCAUCAUGCCGAAAAAUGCCAGCGGUCCAGCCGGGUCGGCGCCUGUACUGAGCACGACAGGUCCGAAUGCGUUGGGCGUCCAGCUUCCAGUGAACUGUCCAAACGGCCAGCCCGCAAUGCUGGGCAUGAAUGCUUCUGAUUGCGGAGGCCAGUCGUUGGGGUAUCCGCCGCAACUCUACCCAGCGCUCACGUACUCGUCCUACGACGAUGACGGCAGAUCUGUCCAGCAAGCGCGGUACGGAGACGUUGUAAUCGGCCCGCAAGCUCAAUCAGCAUUGCUACUGGGCCCGCUUAUUGUGAACGACACCUUCUCCCUGGUCUCCAUCACGCUUCCAGUCAUCAACAAUACCAGUGCAUUUGAUGUCCUUGGCUGGCUGAGUGUCACGAUGGAUGCGCGGCUGAUCGAGCAAGUGCUGGAUUCGGCGGAAGGGCUCGGCUCUACGGGAGAGACUCUUCUGGUCGGACCAGUUGCGAACGAGAACACCUUCGGGAAUGGUAUAACGUACCAGACGAACAACAACAACCCUCCGGAGGACUUCCGAGUAGAGUACGUUUUCCCGUUGAGCCAGGCGUACCACAAGCGACAUCCAGAUCAUACCGUUGGUACGGCCAACGCGCCGUUCCAGGCGAAAGCGUACCCGGCCGUGUAUUCGGCAAUCACCCAUGCGACGGGAAACAUGGACAAUUCCGGAUCCCAGAUUCAAGGAAGCAACGAGGCUGGCAGUAAUGUGGCUUCCGGCUUUGCGACUCCGCAGACACCGAUCGUGGACUGGUUCGUCAUUGUUGAGCAGGCGAAGAGCGAGGUCUGGGCUCCGAUUAAUAGACUACGAGACAUCUUACUCGGCUGCGUAUUUGGUACGGCGGGAUUCAUGGCGCUGCUGGCCUUCCCACUCGCGCACUUUGCAUCUCUACCCAUCAGAAGACUACGAGAAGCCACUGCGAAGACGAUGGAACCUCCUAGCAUGUCACGCAGUCGGAGCAGUUUUGGUUCCUUCGAGUCGUUCGAGCCCGGUCAAGACGGCAUAAUCGAUACCGGCGAUGCGGAAGCGGCGGAGACGACAGUUAUAGCGAGGAAAGAGGGCGCGGGCUCGAGCACCAUGCUGGGCAAUUGGCGGCAGAGGCGGCGCGAAGGCCGGCAAGAGAGGAAAGAGCGGAAACAACGAGAGGCGUUCCGAAUACCGGGGAAGGUCAAGGAGCGGAAGGUGUUUGUCAAGGAUGAGCUGUCGGAUCUGACGAGGACGUUCAACGAGAUGUCGGACGAGCUCAUGAUGCAGUAUUCGCGGCUGGAAGAGCGGGUGCAACAACGGACGGCGGAGCUGGAGCAGAGCAAGAAGGCGGCCGAGGCGGCGAAUGAGAGCAAGACGCUGUUUAUUGCGAAUAUCUCGCAUGAGCUGAAGACGCCGCUGAACGGGAUUUUGGGCAUGACGGCGGUGUGCAUGUCGGAGGACAACAUGGACCGAAUGAAGCGGUCGUUGGGAGUCAUCUACAAGUCUGGUGAUUUGCUGCUGAAUCUCCUGACUGAUCUGUUGACGUUCAGCAAGAACCAGGUCGGACAGCAUCUCAGCCUCGACGAGAAGGAGUUCCGGUUGCGGGAUGUCAGCUCGCAAGUGCUAGCCAUCUUCGACAAGCAGGCUCGGGAAGGGCAAAUCGACCUGCGAGUGGAGUGGGAGGGCGUGCAGAAUACGGCGGGCGACAACUUCUCAUCUCAGAUGACACAGCUGGGUCCAUAUGGAACUGGAAGGUUGAAGGAUAUGAUCCUCUGGGGUGAUCUGCAGCGCAUUCUUCAAGUCGUCAUCAAUUUGGUUUCAAACAGCUUGAAGUUCACACCAGCAGGCGGCUCCGUGGUGUUGACAGUGCGCUGCUUGGCAGAACCCUACGAGCCGUCCAGCAGGAAAAAUUCGUCCGCUUCGAAGCAGUCGAGACAGUCGAGACAGUCGAGGCAGUCGAAGCAAUCCCGACAAGCUUCCUCGAGGAAGCAGAUGUCCGAGACGACUCUGAAUGGUACGAAGACCGAUUUGGGCCACCGAGCUCUGCCGCACGUCUUGCCGAAUUUCUACGAACGGCCGCCGUCGCCACCACCUGGCACCUACCUCUUGUUCCAGUUCGAAGUCACAGACACCGGCCCCGGCAUACCGGACGAGCUUCAGCACAAGAUCUUCGAGCCGUUCGUGCAAGGUGAUCUAGGUCUAAGCAAGAAGUUCGGCGGCACCGGUUUGGGCUUGUCGAUCUGCUCGCAGCUGGCCAGUUUGAUGCGCGGCUCCAUCGGCGUCCGAAGUACCCUCGGCUCCGGCAGCACUUUCACCAUGAAGAUCCCGCUGCGCCAUCUCAAGACUCGCGCCGACAGCUCGGCGAGCUCGAGCGUCGAUAUCCCACAUCAAGGCGAACUGCACCGGCAGGUUUCGUCCGAUAGCAAUGACUGGACGCCAGCACGGCAUAGCAGACAUCUAACGGACGACAGCGCGGAUGCCAAACACGUCGACCCGCCGCCUCCGACACCCACCUUAGGCACCGACUCGCAGCCCCGACUCGUCGGUCUCAGCCAGCCCUUCUUCGCCGCUUCGCAACCUCUGGAAUCCCCCGGCUCGCAGCCCGCAGCAAUGGAGAAGAUGGCCGCGGAAGCCAAGCGCAGCGGCCACCGCAUCCGCGUGCUGGUGGCCGAAGACAACAAGGUCAACCAGGAAGUCGUGCUGCGCAUGCUGAAGCUGGAGGACAUCUACGACGUCACGGUCGCGAAAGACGGGCAGGAGGCGCUGGAUUUCGUCAAAGAGAGCAUGGCGCCUGCUACUACUUCCCCUCCAACAACAUCCAGCGGCGGAGAAGGCGAAGGUCUUGCUGGUGGUGGGGAAGCUGAGGAGAGGAAGAAGCCCUUCAACCUCAUCUUCAUGGACGUGCAGAUGCCGAAUGUGGACGGCUUGCAGAGUACGCGGCUCAUCCGGGAUUUGGGCUAUCAGGCGCCCAUCGUGGCGCUGAGUGCGUUUGCUGAGGAGAGCAAUAUUAAGGAUUGUUUGGAGAGUGGGAUGAAUUAUUUCUUGUCUAAGCCCAUCCGCCGACCCCAGCUGAAGAAGGUGCUGAAGGAGUACUGCUCGCCCAUACCCGAGGAGGACGAGGAGGCGACGCCGCCCGAGGUGGCGAAUUUGGCGGCCGUGGCGGAGAAUGCUACGGUGGUGGUUGUGAAUAAUGGUGGUGGUAGGGGUGGUGGUGGGGAGGGGGAGAAGAAGCCCGAGCAAAGGGUGAACGGGGACGCACAGCAGGGAGGGAGUGAGGAGAUGCCGGCGAGGAAUAUGUCGCAGGAUGAGACGAAAAGGCCUGUUUCGCCUGUUUCGCCUUUGACGAGUGGGUGA
This is a messenger RNA of Saxophila tyrrhenica, 3684 nucleotides long. RefSeq names its product Histidine kinase osmosensor. Lineage: Eukaryota; Fungi; Ascomycota; Dothideomycetes; Mycosphaerellales; Extremaceae. Gene Ontology annotation, biological process: phosphorylation; phosphorelay signal transduction system. Bases 1 to 3684 code for a protein of 1227 amino acids. Gene Ontology annotation, molecular function: phosphorelay sensor kinase activity. The transcript is spliced from 2 exons. The record is from RefSeq and is a predicted model, not a curated record.